AACAUGUCUCCAGCAAUCAUCGAAGGUGGCUUUCAGUUACCGUUGUAUCAAGACCCGCACGAAUUGAAAAGGAGACGGAAUCGACUAGCUCAGCGGAAGCAUCGCCAACGUGAGUUUCAUGGCUACUCUCACGAGCAAGGCUAACAUUCCUACCUCAGGUACGUCGACUGGUUCUCAAGAAAACCGCAAGCGACAGAAUAAAAAUGAGCGAGGCUCUGUUAAUCCCCAAACACCUGGACGUAGUGAAGUAUCAACACAAUAUUCCUGGGACACACCAAGACAUCAUGAUGAGUUGACUGCAUUCGAACCUUGCGAAAUGGGCUCUGUGAUGGACUUUUCAUUGCCCACUCCAGCAGAAGACGACAGCAAUUCGAAUGGAACAUCUCCAGAACUCGAACAGCUCAUCUCACAAACGUGGCAGCUACCUUUGGAAAACAUGAAUACAGGCUUUACGUCUAACAUCGAUUCAAUCUCUCAUCCAAUAUAUCAACAUGAGGAUACUGUGACGUUUCCCUAUCAGUCACUCGAUCAAACAAUUCAAUUGGAGAUGCCUUCGACUCAAUUCGUCCAGAUGACGUCCGAGGUUGGAGUAUUGCAGCCUAUAAGAAAGUAUUUGGGCACUUCUCCGUCUACUUUGAGGACUUCAGAUUUUGAACGGGUACACCACAACAGCAUGGAAAACCAUGAGCCUCGUGGUGACAAACUGCAAGGUGCUGAGAGGCAAAGGAACGAGUACAGUAGCACACGAGCAGGCCCAAGACUCUCUCCGGAAGGGCAUCAAAUCUCGGCCGAGCCAUUGAAGGCGAAAACUAGCAGUCGUGAGGUUGAAGCUCUCGAGACUCGGUUUGAGCGUGUUAUCAAAUACGUCGAAGAAGCAGGCUUUGAAAGCAUCGACGAUAUGACUACUCAGUACUAUACCACAGUGUUCAAAGAGGAUAGCGUGCCCUAUUGGGCUCAAUCAAGAAGUCGAAGCCGUACUUUGCCUGGUUUUCUCACUUCUGUGCAUGAAAGUACUAAGACAUGGACGAUCCGUGACGUGCAGAGUUAUCAGCAACAUGUUACCAAGAUCGCGGAAAGCAUAUAUCUCAAUGAGCUUGCAACAGCGAAUCAGAACAUCAGGAUGAAUGAAGGAACGCGUCAUCAAACACCAGAACAGCACCCAACACCAUCAAUUAGACAAGAUGACAGAAAGCUUGAUAAUCUUUGGACAGCAGUCAUCGACUUGGAACUCAGCCCAGGGUUGAAGCGAAAGAAAACCAUGAUACGCGAGAAUGUAAGUACUCCUUGCAACACAAAGACUAUACAAGUAGGUUCUGAUAGGAUAUAGAUGCCAGAACUUUGGUCUCUCCUAAUUGAAAUAGCACACAAAGCGGACAUAAGUCAGCCUCGUGGGUCCCAGGCAGUUGGUGCCUUUAUUCUUCUGCUGAUGGAAUCCUGCACGCCAUAGAAUGGGCUCAUUGACUCGACUCGAGAGCUACUGGGUCUGCAAAAGUGGUUAAUGAGCACUGGGCGCAAUUUGCGCAACUUGCGCUGGCAGCGAAGACAGCGCAGAGAGCGCAAAUAGCACGGGUGUAUGGAGACAACUUUUAUGAAAGCAAAAACUACCCCAAAGCUGGUUUCUUCUUUUUAUGACGCUCACUUGAAGCACAACGAAGCCCUCUUUCGUGCGAGUUAGUAGACUUGAAAGAAACUUGGUGCUCUAAAGCCCUAUCAUGGCUU
Mollisia scopiformis is the source of this 1719-nucleotide messenger RNA. RefSeq lists its product as uncharacterized. The record is from RefSeq and is a predicted model, not a curated record. Bases 119 to 1327 code for a protein of 402 amino acids. Lineage: Eukaryota; Fungi; Ascomycota; Leotiomycetes; Helotiales; Mollisiaceae. The transcript has a single exon.